Molecule: messenger RNA, 3758 nt
Organism: Fundulus heteroclitus (mummichog)
Lineage: Eukaryota; Metazoa; Chordata; Actinopteri; Cyprinodontiformes; Fundulidae
Gene: baiap3
Product: BAI1 associated protein 3
Exons: 34
Coding region: 228-3758 (1176 amino acids)
Source: RefSeq, a predicted model, not a curated record
GGAGCGGAGGGGAAGCAUUUCGAGAGACUAAUAAGAGCUUUUGUCUGUCGUCUAUCUGAGGAAAAAGACCCAAACGUUGUUUUCUCUUAAGUUCACUGCGUCACGUUCACAGCGAGCAGAGACGUCCUGCUGCACUGAUCAGAGCUUUGAUUGAAGGAACUCUGACACUCGCAACCUUUAAAAAACAAUCACACUGGAAAAACUGUGCAGAGACGCAGUGAAACAUCAUGACGACGCUGCUGGACCUUAAGAGUAGCGUACUAAGGCAGGUUCAGAGGAGCCAAUCUCUGAGAAGUCGGAGGGAGCCUCCUCCCACUGCCAGCAGCCCCCUUGCACACUGUCCUCCCGAGCCCUUACCUCGCAGGAUUUCAGAGGAAAGCGUGGAGUUCUUUGAGCGUAUGAACGCCAUCCUGCAGAAACAGGAGAACAUGAUGCGGGCAGCCCAGGCUGAGUGUCAAAGAGGGCCGUGCACAAUGCCGCCACCGCAAGAGCACGUGGACCAGGCCUUUAUUUCUGAAAGAGUCAGCAGGACAGAGCUGGAUCUGCUUUAUGAGGAAGCGGUGUACACAGUGGUCAACAGGGUUGGCGUGCCUGCUCCAGAACACGUGAAAAGUGACGACGAGCUGUUUGCUUACCUGCUGAAGGCUUUUGAUAUGGGUGAUGAGGAACAUGACAUAAUUCUACAAAAGGUUCAAGAAUCAAAGCGAGCCAGUUUUUCCUUGAGAGUCUCGGUUAUGAAAGCAAAGAACCUGAUGGCCAAGGAUGCAAAUGGUUACAGUGACCCCUAUUGCAUGCUGGGAAUCCUGGUUGGUCAAAGCCCUCGAGAAACAGAAGAGAAGAAGGAGAGAAAGUUCAGCUUCAGAAAGAGGAGGGAAAAGCUGGAGAAACGCUCCAGCACCAAAGAGGUUUUACCUGCCAGGUGCAUUCAGGUGACCGAAGUCAAACCAGAGACUCUAAACCCAGCGUGGGAUGAGCACUUUGUGUUUGAAAUAGAUGAUGUCCACAAUGACCUCUUACAUCUGGACAUAUGGGACCACGAUGAUGAUGUAUCUGUUGCAGAGGCAUGCAAAAAGCUCAAUGAAGUCAGUGGUCUUCGAGGAAUGGGCAGGUAUUUCAAGCAAAUAGCAAAGUCAGUGCGUGCUAAUGGAUCAGCAUCAUCAGGGUCUGAGGAGAACGUUGACGACUUCCUCGGAUGCAUCAACAUUCCUUUGAAUGAAAUCCCUGUGGCUGGAUAUGACACCUGGUUUAAACUGGAGCCACGGUCAAGUGCGUCUAAAGUUCAGGGAGAAUGUCACCUAAUUCUUAAAGUCUUCACAAGCCAGAGAGACACAACCUUAUGGAAGAGGGAAACAAAUGUCUCCAUUCACAAGAAACUUCUGAGUCAGAUUGUGGAGUAUGAGCAUGCUCAAGUUAAGAGAGAGCCGUACAACUGGAAUGGACAGGUUUCUCCUCCAGCAUGGACUGUACUAACACAUCAUGCUGUGCAAACUGAUCUUUCGCCUCUGCAGCAGGCUAUUCUGCGCUGGCAGUGCUACAGCAGUCAUCAUCGGAACCAGAGGCUGUGCUACUCCCUGCUGCUGCGCCUCCUGAGGACCAUCGAUGCAGAGUGGGACCCUCCCGCCGUGAGGGGAGACCUGGAGAGGCAGCUAUCAGACAGCUUCAGACUGUACACAGAGCACUGCCUGUGCCUGAUGAAGAACAUGCGUCAGGUUUUCCCCUGCACAAGCGCUGCUGCCAUUACACGCUACGAGCUCAUGCUGAGGGGGAUUGGCUACAUGCAAAACAUGAGGGCAUUUAAGACUGUUUGUCCUCUCCGAAAUGAGCUUCAUUUGGACAUCACGACUGCUGUCAAGAAAGGAACGUCUGAGUGGUAUGAAAGCUUAAUCGCUCAGUAUAAACCAGAAGAAGGGUCUCUGGAGGAGCAGCUGAAAAAAAUGGUUCAGGUGAUCGAUGCGGUUUGCGGAGACGUACAGAGAGCUCAAAACAUCUACAACAAACUCUUCUACAGUGCCGUGAAAGUAGAUUUCUUCAGCAUAUCAUACAGGCAGCUGGAAAAACAGGUAGCAGAUGAUGUAAAUGUAGCAAUGGAGCGAGUUUGUGGCACUCUGGAGCAGGAGAGCUCCAGACUGACUCAGACUAUGGGGGAAACCAUUUUCGAACUUUUCAUGUCCUUGAAGAUCCUCAAAGGCUUUCGAGAGUUUCUUCCCCUCAAAGAUGCCAAAAUGUUGGCCUUGACAGGCUUUCAUAACUGGUUCAAGUCGUCGAUUCACAAGUUUCUGCAGAUCGUUCAUGACAGAUCCUGCGACAGAAUCCGCAAAGCGGUGGAAAUAGAUCAGCUUCAGCCUGUGCAACAAGCCAAACACAGUUCCUCAGCGGUGGAAGUGACAGCUUGCUUCAGCCAGGUACGCGAGAUCUGGCUCCAGCUGGCCUGGCCAGACUCUGCGGGGGCCUUCAUCUUUGUCACUCGUCUGACAGACAACUUCUGCAGUGAAGCCGUUUGCUACUCAGAGAUGAUGACACGUAAGAUUGAGAGGAACCAGGUGGGCCGAGACCCCAAGAACUUCACAGUGCAGCUCUGCAUCGGCCUGAACAACAUAGAGCAUGUGCGUGUUUUCCUGACUCACCUGCCUCGGGACCUGGACUGGCCGGGCGUGGAGCGGGCCAUGGAGGAGUCCUGUGGAGUGGAGGGGAAAGAGCAGGUUUACAAGGCCCUCAACGGCCAGCUGUUCAACAUGGACCUGGACCUGCAAAGAGAAGCCAAACGCCCGAUCUCACUGCUCACCGAUAAGAUGCUGCCCGAGCUUCGCAGGUACAUUCAGCACAUCAGCUUGUCCCCAGACUCCAUCAACAAUGACGACGCUGUUUCCCCUCUCAUGAAGUACCUUCAAGACACCAUGGACAUCCUGACAGCAAACCUUGUUAAGGAAAGUCUGACCAGGGUUCUGCAGAGCAUGUGGGAGCUGCUCCUGCGAAUGAUCCUGGACGCGGUCACAGAGAACAGAGGGGUUCAGGUGGAGUUUUACAACCGCUUCCAGUACACAGUCGAGACCCUGUUGCAGUUCUUCCACGUUAAGGGAGAAGGUCUGUCCUUGGAAGACAUGAAAAGCGGAGACUACAAGGUGUUGGAUGAAGAGCUCAGGCUAAAUAAAUGUUCCUCCUUUGAUCUGAUUGAGCAGUACUAUCUGGAGAAGAUUUCCCUCCAGAAAACACUCAAACAUACACCUUAUGGUCGGAUCAGCGUGAAAUGCUACUACGACCCUCCAGAGCAGAGACUGACUGUGGAGAUUUUGCACGCUGCGGACAUCAUCGCACUGGAUGCCAAUGGUCUUAGUGAUCCAUUUGUCAUAGUGGAGCUUUGUCCUCACCACCUCUUCCCUGCAGCCAAGAGUCAACGCACUCAAGUGAAGCUGAAGACACUGCACCCAGUGUUCGACGAGCUGUUUUAUUUCCAUGUCAGUCCUGAACAGUACAGACACAGGUACGCUUGUUUGACCUUCACUGUGAUGGACUAUGACUGGCUGUCUACCAACGACUUCGCCGGGGAAGCUGUCGCUCCUCUCAGCGACUUCUGCUGGCCGGGGAGACCGAACGCAUCGGCUGCCGGGAAGAACGUCCAGCCGUUCAUUCUGCACUUGUCCCGCAGCAAACCCAGCGAAAAGCCGAUCAUGAGGAUGCUGGAUGCUCGCACGGGAGACAGGGAGGCUCAGGAGUUUGUCCGGAGGCUGAAGGAGAUUGAGAAAUCGAUGGAGGAGGACUAA